Zingiber officinale is the source of this 542-nucleotide messenger RNA. RefSeq lists its product as uncharacterized. NCBI's taxonomy places the organism in Eukaryota, Viridiplantae, Streptophyta, Magnoliopsida, Zingiberales, Zingiberaceae. The transcript has 2 exons. The record is from RefSeq and is a predicted model, not a curated record. Bases 2 to 385 code for a protein of 127 amino acids.
AAUGAAAGAACUAGAAAAUCAACUUCCUGAAGAUUACAAUGAUCAAGUGAGCCCGAAUGAUAUAUUUACUCAAAUCAUGGGACCAGAUAGAUCUGGCCGAGUACGUAUGCUUGGUGAUGGAAUUAGCCCAUCUGAUUUAUGGGGAGUAGUUCCUAGUCGUGGCACAUGCAAUCGACUAGUUAUGGAACAGAAUGCAAAGUUAGAACAGAUGAAUGAACAAAUCAAAAAGCAAGGUCAACAUAUUACAAUGUUAGAAACAAAGAUUUCUGAACAAUCAAGCACAAAUCCUCUUUCAAAUUCUAAUAAUAGUCGACACACUUCAUCAAGUAGCAAUCCACAAGGUUCUAUUCCAUCUCGUCCAACCUUACAGGUGACAGGUACUUAGAUUUUGCAUAUGAUGGUUGAAGAUGGUUGAUAGUAAAUUAGUUAGUUUUUUAUUUUAUAAGACUUUGUUAGUUUUAAAAUUCAAUGAUUUGUUAGUAUUUAGUUAACAUUGGAUUCAAUACUUUUACAUUAGUAAUGCAUUUGUAUUUUUGUGAUGA